AUGCUUCCCAUUAAUAAGUUGAAAGGUUGGACGUAUCUGUUUCUCGAGAGUGAAGACAAUGGCGAUAAUGAAAGCCCUAGGCGAAGUGGGAGAAGAAGAGGAGCCGUAUCGAAUAAGAUAAUGAUAAAAAGAGAUAAAGAUGGUCUCGAGCUCAAAGCUGGUGAUAGCAUAGAGGUCCAGCAGCAAAAAAUUUCCGAUACACAAAUAGCUUUGAUUAUAUCCAUUGAGUUUGGAAUCAGCUCUGUCGUGAAGUUGGAGGUUCUAUGGUUCAACAGGUCAAGUGAAAUUGACUUAACGAUCAAUCUGGAUAGGUCUUUGGAGGAGAAGGAACUUUUCAUAACUCCAUUUAAAGAUAUCAUCCCCGUUGAUGUGGUCAAGGAAAAUGUGAAUGUGAUGACACAUGAAGCAUAUAUGGAAUUGUCUAAGAAAGAACACCGAGCAUACUUUUGUCGGAUGGCUAGUGAUGAAGACGGCCAGCAUUUAAGUCAACCUCUCUCAUACGAUGUGGUAUUGGCUACUUUGAAACAAGAUCCUAAAACUUUAGUUGAGCUUAUCGGCGAUAUGACUGAGGAAAAUGACAAAAAACAAAGGACAGAAACGCCCACACAAAAACGAAAUCCAGAAGCUUCCGAAUCAGCUUCUCAAAAGGCUCGCCAACUGGAGAAGAAAUUGAUCAACAUAUCCAGCGAGGAAUCUGACUCAGAAGAUGACCGGGAUGUCGAAGAGAUAGAUUUAGAUUCUCUGGAUGAAGAGUUCCACAGUGCCCAAACUUCUCCAAAGAAGAGGAGAGCUACCUCCAAGCCGACUACUCCUCGAAAAACUAGUCUCCGAAAACCUCGAGCCCCACCCCAAAAUGAUAGAGGAUUCCAAGAAUCAGAAGAGUUCAUGAAGAAGGUCUUGGGUAGGAAGGUUAUGAUCUAUAACUCAUUGCCGGUGCCCACAUUGUCAUCACCGAAGAAGAGAACAAAGAAAAAUGAUUCAACCUAUGGAAAUCUCGAUACAAGCUCUACUGCUUUCAAAGACUUGAAGAAAAAGCUUCAUACAUCCGCAAAACUUUCUUCGCUUCCGUGUCGUGAAGAUGAGUUCACUACGUUAUAUUUAAACGUUGAAAAUUCAAUCAAAGAGCAAACUGGAUGCUGCUUAUACAUAAGUGGGACGCCUGGUAUUGGUAAGACCGCCACUAUACAAGAAGUCAUGAGCUCAAUGGAAGAUCUCAAAGAGAAAGGAGAAGUAAAUGAUUUUGAUUACGUUGAGAUAAAUGCAUUAAAGCUUAUCAAUCCAAACUAUGCAUAUUCUGUGCUUUGGUCAAAAAUCAGUGGCUUGGACGUUAGUCCUUCGUAUGCUGCUUUGUUUUUAGAUGCUUACUUCAAGGAAGACUCGCCGUCCAAAAAACCAAUUGUCGUAAUGGUAGAUGAACUCGACCUGAUGGCUACCAAAAAGCAAAACGUCAUGUACAAUUUUUUCAACUGGCCCACAUAUCCUAACUCCAAGUUAAUUGUUCUUGCAGUUGCCAACACUAUGGACUUACCAGAAAGAGUCCUUACAAACAAAAUUUCAUCAAGAUUAGGUAUGCGAAGAAUUCAAUUCAUUGGUUAUACUUUUGAGCAGUUGGGAUGUAUUAUAGAUCACCGAUUGAGCAUGAUUCAACGUCAAAGCAAGCAAAAAGUCAUAAUAGAGCUGGAUGCUAUAAACUUUGCUUCCAGAAAAGUUGCUAGUGUUAGUGGUGAUGCUCGUAGAGCUUUACAGAUCUGUAGAAGAGCAGUCGAGAUUGCCGAAUUGGAGUAUCAAACAUCGGCAAAUGGGGAUGAACACUCUUCAGAUGUUUUCCACGUGAAGAUUCCUCAUAUCGCCAAAGCCAUCAACGAGUCAACCAAUUCACCCAUUGCGCAGUAUGUUGCAAGCUUGUCAAUGGCAUCUAAAUUGAUUUUAUGUGCUCUUCUUUUGAGACAGAGACGAUCCGGGUUGGCUGAGAAUCCAUUGGGCGAUAUUAUUGACGAGAUCAAAAUAUUACUUAGAAUGGCCAGCUCAAAAAGUCUCCGACUUUCUGGUACUAUAAGUGGGCAUAUCGAUGUUGCUGAGGCAUUACUAGAUGGUAGAAUGACAAAUGAUCAAGCAAAAACCAGCAUUAGAAUCGAAAACUUUAAGUUUCUCAUUUUUGAACUCAUAGAGAAUGGGAUCUUAAAUGCGCAGGACAUUAAAAGUGAGCGGUACCGCCUUGUUUCAUUGAAUGUAUCGCAGGAUGAAGUGAUGUCGACUUUGAAAAGGGAUGAUCAAGUGUCUGGGUUUUUGUAAAACUAUUAUAGGUUAAAAACAUAUAAAGGGAUUCAACCUGCAUUAUUUCGGCUGCAAAAUCGCUUUCUGCGAGCAUCUCUUUCUCAUCGCGAAUCCAAAAAAAAGUUCAUACAACCAAAAGAAUAUGAGCAGAAUAGAUCCAACAGAGUUUGUUCAAGCCCUUGAUGGACAAAGUUCUCUUAAGUUUCCGAAUGAAAGACAGCAAUCACAUUUUGAACUAGGUGUCACCAUGGCUGUUCACAAGUGGGAAGAGUUGAACGUCGCUGUUGACAAUUCCUGGGGUGGGCCUAACUCUGCAGAUAAGAGAGAUUGGAUAUCAGGUAUUGUUAUCGAUUUGUUCGAGGAAAAGAUAGUUGAUGUUCAAUUAGUUGAAGAAACAUUAUUAUACGCCAUGUUAGAUGAAUUCGAUGUUCAUGUCGAUAACGAUUCAGCUCUUGAGAUUGCCAACAUGAUAAUCAAAUUCUACCAAAAAGCACAAUUGAAUGAUUUCAGUGAUAUAGAUAUCCUCUAUGAAAGAUGGCAAAUUAGACAACAGAAUAGACAGGCACAAAAAGUCAAGGUUGAAGAUGAUCCAGAAAAUCCUAGCAGUGAUGAAGAAGAUGAUGAAGAACAUGAGCAUUAUCAUGAGGACCAGCACAUAGACGACUCGAUGGAAGUCGAUAACGGUCCAGUAGUCGACGAUGAUGGGUUUACUUUGGUGCAAACCAAAAAGGGAAAUAGAAGACGGUAGGGUGCAUAACCUCGUAAAUAUAUUUUGUACGAUUAAUAAUAUGUAAAAAGAAUCAAUCUUAAUUACUGAUUGAGUUUCUUGGAGUGUUUGUCCUUGAACGGUUGAGGGUAUUCAACGAGUGGAAGGAUGACACAGAGUUUCCUCUGGUUGGGAAAUAGGCCUCCGGUUCUUGGGUUGGAGUAUUCAUGCCUGAAACCGGUGUAGCACUUCUUAUCUGUUGCAAUCUUAAGUCACUCAAUCUCCUAGACAAAUUAGAAGGUCUAUCCAAAGAAGGAGUCCCCGGCAUAGACUGAUUUGGAAUGACACCUAACUUAGAGUUGAAGAUGUCGAAUAAACUUGCUUCUGUUUUGAUCUUGAAUAAUCUUAUAUUUGUUUGAGACCAGUGAUUGACUUUAGUUAUUGACUUUUCCACCUCUGCAACUGUUUCUGGGGUUUCAACAAUUGCGUUCAUGGUGGUAUCUCCUCCUUGGAAGAACUUACCGAACGAUAAAACGGUAGAGGCUAAGUUUUUCACAAUUUUGUAGUUUCCACCAGUAGCAUGUUCAACACUGUCAAUUCCAUUGUAGAUAUCACUGAAAAGCAAUGACAAGUACCAGCCCAAGGAGAUUGUACUCCAAGAAAAUUUCAAUGGAAUUAAAGGAGAUGUAGGAAGGAAGUCAUAGUUGAUUUGUUUCAGGUUUUCUUCAAUCACUUUUGCAAAAUCGGCAUCAGCAAUAUGUUGAACCAACGUAAAGGCGUCAAUACCUGGUGCGUUAUCAACCGCCCAAACCUCACUCAAAGUGAGCUUCAAGUGUGGGAUAAUCACCGUGAUAAUGAUCCUCAAUGCAUCAUUGCCGGCCCAGGUUUUGCUUAUGCUAGCCUCCUUUCUUUGUUUACCUCUGGCUUUUGUUGUCAUGCCCGUUGGAAGACUAGGUCUCAAUGCCCUGUCAAUAGCCUUUGCCUCAACUUCAUAUGCAUCU
Yamadazyma tenuis ATCC 10573 is the source of this 3981-nucleotide messenger RNA. The record is from RefSeq and is a predicted model, not a curated record. NCBI's taxonomy places the organism in Eukaryota, Fungi, Ascomycota, Pichiomycetes, Serinales, Debaryomycetaceae.